This is a messenger RNA of Podospora pseudocomata, 2382 nucleotides long. RefSeq lists its product as uncharacterized. Lineage: Eukaryota; Fungi; Ascomycota; Sordariomycetes; Sordariales; Podosporaceae. The transcript has a single exon. Bases 1 to 2382 code for a protein of 793 amino acids. The record is from RefSeq and is a predicted model, not a curated record.
AUGUCUUCGGCCAAGGAUUUCCUCGAGGCCGCCAUCAGGGACUCUCAGGCGAUCUUGCCCGUUGAGAACGCCGACGCUGUCACCGUCGCGACACCUACGCCUCGUCCUCAUGAGCGCAAGCUCGCCACCAUUCGCCGCAUCUCCUCCCUCGAGAGGCUUACCAAGAGAUUCGGCUUGGCCACAGUUGACGGCUGGAAAGUCUUGAUCCUCAACGAGGAGAACUUUUUGGUCGGCGAACUCGUGGUGUUCUGCGAGGUGGACUCAUUCACACCCCAUCGCAACCCCUACUCGAAGCUCUUCGCUCCUUGGGGCACACUUCAGACCAUGUAUGGUCAGAAGGGCUGGCGUAUUGCCACCCAGCAGCUCGAGUUUCGCAGCGGGUCGGAAAAGGUCAAGGUCACUUCUCAGGGCCGAAUUUUCAAGCUGAGUGAUAUCGGGACCAUCGUCAGAGAAUUCCGCGCUCUGAAACUCAAGGCUGCCUCGACCGAUAACACCAGCUUCGAGGACUACCUUCGCGACGUUGACUUCUCUGAGAAGCUCGGCAUCAAGAAGUGGGAGCCCGAGUCUUCUUCCUCGGCCAAGGUCACAGCUUCCGCCAAUGUCACCAUUUCGACUCCUGUCCACCGUCCUUCGGCUCCCAUCGCCACUUCGGCUUCCGUCAAGGCUUCGGCUGCCACCAUCGCUGCGGCUCCCGUCGCUGCUUCGAUGGCGCCUGUCCAGGCGGCAGCCACUAUGCUGAACCCCAAGCCGCCUGCGUUCAUGCUCAGCACCAAAAUGGAGAGGCAUCAGAACUGUCCCAACCUUUUCAAUAAGCCCAAGUACCGCCGCCUCGUGUACCAGCAGACGGUGAAGCUCGACGGUUCCGCCAUGAGCAUUUACUUCGUCAACAAGGACUCUCACCUUUACCACAGCUUGCCCUUGCUGAACUCCCGCGUCGCUCCCUUCUACCGCAAGACCUGCGUUUUCGAGAACGGUCGCGCCGGUAUUUGCAGCACCAACAAAGACAUCAUCUACAGCACCGAGUCCUUCGAGGCUUUCGUCAACACCGCCGUUGGUCUCGGCCUUCCGAAGCUUCUCGCGAAGCUGGAUAUCAACAUCGCCUUCCAGGGUGAACUUGUCGGCCACAACAUUUGCGGCAAUCCCUAUGGCUACGCCGCUCUUAACGACAAGGCCAAUGGCAAGAUCGGCGACUGUGGCAACGGCUUUGACUUCUUCCUCCACUCCAUCGUCGACCUUCACACUGGCAAGAAGUGGAACCCCAAGGCCGUCUGCGAGUUUGCUGUCCAACACCAGAUUCGCCACGUUCCUCUCGAGGGCUACGUGCGAAUUCGCGAGAUCGCCAACAGCCAUGACGAGCUCCAGGCCAUGGCUGAAGCCGCGCCCGGCGAGGGCUUCGUUUUCAAGUGCUUCGAGGACCAACGCUCAUUCAAGGUCCUGAGCACCAAGUGGAUUCUCGAGAAAGGCGAUGAGGCCCUCGCUCGUGGCGAGCGUCUGCGAGACCGCACUGCCCCCCUGGAGCAACCCCAUUCCAUUUUGCGCAUCGGCGGCACCCAGUCUGGGGAGGUUAGACUCCCCGUCCCAGUGACCUCUGCUGCUGUCAAGGCCAAGCAGAUCGCUGUUGCCAACGCCGUCGCUCCGCUUCCCGCGACCUCUGCUUACGUUCUGAAGCCUGAGGAGAAGAAGCCAGCUUCUGAGCCUAUCCCCCACGCGGCCCCAAAAAUCUCUGACGCCACGAAGCCGGUCAUCGUCGCCCCAACCGUCCAGGCUCGGGCCGUCAGGGCUCAAGCCAUUCAGGCUCCAGCUGUCAAGGCUCCAGCCGUCACGGCUUCGGCCAUCAACGUUACCGUUCCCGCCAAAGACGCCGCCAAGCGGGCAAGGAACGACGAGUUCUGGGCCGAGCUCACUCCCGGCAUGCAGCUAUUCGAGGCCUGGGCCUCUGGCAAUGACUACCAGAACAUCAUCGACUACGUCAACGCCUGGAAGGCAAAGCACUUGGCCGACCAGGCUUUCAACGAGAUCUGCCAGAAGAAGAAGGCCGCCCUGGCUAAGAUCGCCGACGAGGAAAAGCAGCGCGCCAUGCUGCGCAAGUUCGCGAAGGAGCAGCAAGAGAAGGCUCCAGCCAACGAGGCCUGGCACCAGACUUUGGCCGUCAGCAACGACAUCCCGAUGCCCGAGCCUUCUUUCAAUCUCGACUGUGCCGCUGAGGAGUCCGACAGCGAGGUUUCCGGCGUUGAUGAGGACCCCGGGACGGAUGUCGCUGCCCCCGAGUCGACCACCACCGUCAUGGCUCCCAGCGUGAGCAUCACCAUGUCGCCCAAGCGCGCCCCAGUCAAGAAGACAGUCACUGUCUCCAAGGAGACCCUCAGCUGGCUCGGCUUCUAA